This is a messenger RNA of Bacidia gigantensis, 753 nucleotides long. RefSeq lists its product as uncharacterized. The transcript has 2 exons. Gene Ontology annotation, molecular function: U1 snRNA binding; mRNA binding. Gene Ontology annotation, cellular component: U1 snRNP; precatalytic spliceosome; U2-type prespliceosome. Gene Ontology annotation, biological process: mRNA splicing, via spliceosome. The record is from RefSeq and is a predicted model, not a curated record. Lineage: Eukaryota; Fungi; Ascomycota; Lecanoromycetes; Lecanorales; Ramalinaceae. The coding region runs from base 1 to 753 and encodes 250 amino acids.
AUGACCCAUAAACUUCCCCCAAACCUCCUCCAGCUCUUCUCUCCUCGCCCUCCGCUACGUUACCUUCCGGCCAGCGAUCACCCCCAAGAAGGAAGAAAGACCAACAAUAUCGGGGGACUUGCCGCCUUCCUACCUGCCCUACAAGAAUAUAAGGAGGUCGUGCCAAUUAUUCCCGGAGAGAGCUGGUUCGAGAGAAAGGAGAGGUUAAAGGCCGAACAGAGGGAGUCGGCUGUCAGCGUGUUGAAGGAGGGUGCAGAAAGAAGUGAGAUCUUUCCAUUGUCGACUUGUGAACUUAGAUCAUUAGCUGACACUCGAAGCUCAGAACCUGAUGAUGACCCAAAUGUGAGGGGGGACGCUUUCAAAACCCUUUUUGUUGCCCGCUUGAGCUAUGAUACUACCGAAAAGGACCUCGAGCGUGAGUUUGGCCGCUUUGGGCCGAUCGAGAGAAUCCGGAUUGUCGUAGACAUCACGACAGCAAGUAAUGGCAUUAAUGGUGAUCAUAAGAGCGAUGAGAAUCAACAGCCAAAGAAGAAAGAGAAGCCACAUCGUGGCUACGCAUUCAUCGUCUACGAACGUGAAAAGGAUAUGAAGGGUACUGCCUCCCUAUGCCCACACCUCAAUACUGAGUACGGGAUAUUCCUGCCUACAAAGAAACAGACGGCAUUCGAAUCAAAGACCGCAGAGUCCUUGUCGAUGUGGAGAGAGGACGCACCGUUAAAGGCUGGCGACCACGCCGGCUUGGUGGUGGAUUAG